CCUUUCAUUGCGGUAAAUUGACGGAUACUUUGAUGAGAUCAAAUAACUACAAAAGUUUUCACUCAAAGAGCAAGAAGGAAUCAGUCAACUUGAAAGGAAGCAGUAUUGAAGGAACUGUGCAGCAAGUAUUAUUCGAAUCAAGAGAAACUCAAUAUUCAGUUCUUGAAGUGCUUGUACAUCGAAGUUCCUGCAAGGAGCUUGAAGGAGAAACAAUUCAGGUUGUAGGCCGUUUGGGUGCUCAAGCACGUCAGAACUUAAUAUCAGUCGAGGGAAACCUUACUGAAUCGGAAAGAUACGGGAGGCAGUUCAGAGUAAAAGAAAAAAGACUAAGGAAGAAAGGACUUACUGACCGAUUAAAAGAUAGCGAUUUGCGAGGAUAUUGCGGAAAAGAUACCGAAACUAUAGAGAUAAGGGUGGAAAGAAUACUCUUUACUUCAGGAAAUUCUUCACAAUACGCAGUUAUGCAGUGUGUCACGACAGAGUCCUUGGAAGACGUCUUCACAGUGGUUAGUUACUUUGGCCCUCUGACUCCAGGUUCCUCGGUUUCUAUAUGUGGAAAAUGGGUCCAUCAUGACAAGUAUGGUCUGCAGUUCCACGCAAAGAGCUGUCUGGAAGAACAGAAUUUGCAAUCUUUGAAGACAGAGCUGAAGAAAGACGAGUGGUUAUUGGAGACCAUUCAAAGCUAUUUGUCUUCUCACACUGUCCCAGGAAUAGGUCCAGUUUUGGCCAAAAGACUUUGCAGUUAUUUUGGAACGCGCAUCGAAGACGUUUUGGAACAAGGAGAUAUGGAAAAUUUGCUGCAAGUUCGAGGUUUGAGGCAAAAAAGUGCACGUGCUUUGAUAGAUCAUUUUCAGGAGAAAGGUAUCUUGAGAAGAGCUACUUUAGGUCUUAUGAAAUUGGGAUUUCCCUUGUCGUUGGUAUCUCGAAUAUUAUCGAGCUAUGGAAUUCAACGUUCUUUGUUUCUUGUCGAAAACGACCCAUAUGUAUUUGUUGAGGAUUUAAAAGGCGUCGGUUUUAAAAAGAUUGACCGGAUAGCUCGCUCAAUGAGUCCAAAAUUUGCUGUCAGUCGUUAUCGUGCAGCUAUCAAACUUGCCUUGCGUGCUGCAGUGAAGGAAGGUCAUUGCUUUCUUUAUUUAAGUGAAUGUGAUAGUAUCUCGAAACAAUAUGAAACGGAGCUUUCUCUGUCUUACCAAGUAAAAAAGCUUAUUACCGAUGACUUUGAAGAUGCACAAUUCGAUAAGAGUUUAUUUGUGGAAGCUCUGGAAGCGCUUGAGACGAGCAAUGCUAUCGUUUUACAUUCUACGUCUCAUGAGACUUGCGUAUAUUUGAAGAAAAUGUACGAUUACGAGUUUCAGUUAGGGGCGCUACUGAAAAGAUAUCGAGCUGGUUCCGGUCAUUCUCUACCCGAUUCUCUUCAUUUGGCUCAAGAAGGUAUGUCGUUAGAACAAGUGGCAGCAGUAAAGGAAGCAGUAUUUUCAGAUACGAGGUUGUGUAUUAUAACUGGUGGUCCUGGCUCGGGAAAGACAUAUACUGCUCGUCGUAUCGUUGAGUUAUGGAAAACUAAAUAUGGUUCGAAUAAUAUUGCACUUACUGCACCCACCGGAAGAGCUGCUGCGAGACUUGCAGAAUGUACAGGUUUAACCGCACAAACAAUUCAUCGUCUGUUGGAAUAUCAACCUAGAGGGGAACGUGGAGGCGUUUUCAAAAGAAACAAACGAAGACCUUUAGAUGUUGAUGCAGUAUUAGUUGAUGAAUUCAGCAUGGUUGAUAUCGAAAUGGCAUUUUCUUUAUUGAAUGCAUUGAAACCUGAUACCAAACUAGUUUUGAUUGGAGAUAUGUUUCAGUUGGCUAGUGUAGGGCCUGGUCAGGUACUGAAAGACAUUUGUAUGUCUAAUCAGUUUUGUAUUAUACACCUUACUAGCAACUUUCGUCAACAGAAGCAACGAAGCUCACUUAUAGAAACAGCAUCACAAAUACGAUUAGGUACAGUUCCCUAUUUGACAACAUUCUCUGCUUCUCAUAUCUGGGACAUGUACCAAUCAAAUUCACUUUCAACUUUCUUUUCACAAUUGCAAACAGACCUGAUUAUGAUUGAAGAAAAAGAUCCCUCAGGAGCAGUGGCAUUGUUACAUCCGUUAUUGGAUAAAGAUGUUUGGACUCAGAAUAAUGUCUCUCCCUAUCAUGAUAUACAAAUUAUAUCUCCAGGAACCAAAGGCUCUGUCGGAACCAUUCAAUUGAACCUCAGUUUGAAACAACAACUAAAUCCUCCGGAUCUUAAUCAUGAAGGACACAGCUUUGUUGUUGGGAACACUUCACUUACUCUACAUUUGGGAGAUAAAGUAUUUCAAAAAGUGAAUGACUAUAACCGAGACGUCUUUAAUGGCGAUAUCGGCGUUGUUGAAGGAUUUGAGAAGAAAUACUCACGUACAUCACAAGUUGUUGUUCAUGUCCGAUUUAUGGAUCGCAUUGUUUCCUAUUCGUCAGAAGAUGUUGUUUUCAAUUUAUCGCAUGCUUACGCGUUGACCGUACACAAAUCUCAGGGUUCCGAAUUUCCUGUUGUUUUUGUUGUUUUGUUUCCUAUGCACUACACACUAUUUAAUCGAAGUUUAUUGUAUACUGCAGUUACCAGAGCCAAAAAACUUUGUGUCGUCAUUGGAACGAAGAGGACACUAGCUAUCUGUGUAAAGCAAUCAAAGGAGUCACAAAGAAAUAGCAUGUUGCCCCAUUUCUUUUAAGGUAUCAACUCAUCAAGGCAUCGUAGUCGUAGAAUUUUCAUGGAAGCGUUCGUAAAGUUAUACUUAUAGCACUUAGACACUAAUGAAUUGCAUGAAGGAAACCCUAAAUUCCAGUAAAGAAGAACGGUUUUAC
Galdieria sulphuraria is the source of this 2868-nucleotide messenger RNA. RefSeq names its product exodeoxyribonuclease V alpha subunit. NCBI's taxonomy places the organism in Eukaryota, Rhodophyta, Bangiophyceae, Galdieriales, Galdieriaceae. The transcript is spliced from 11 exons. The coding region runs from base 33 to 2735 and encodes 900 amino acids. The record is from RefSeq and is a predicted model, not a curated record.